AUGUUUGGAUGUCGCAAAGUGGAAUGUGUCGGGGAAGAUCUGGUCAGAUUAGAUGAUAUGAUUACUUUGAAGAUGGAUGUACAAGUGGCAGCAUCAAUAGUAGCUUUGCGUCCGUGCAUUGAAGCAAUGCUCGUAAGAAGUUGUAUCAAUCCGGAGUCUUUGAUGACAGCUACUGAGCAAGAUCGAGAACUAUGUACACUUCUGCGGGAACUUUCUUCUCCUGAGUUCUUCGCGGGUGGAGGACCAAUGAAAGAUGCCUUGCUAACGGAUGCGGCCUUGGUUCAGCCCAUUACUGCGGGGCGAGGCCGGGGUGGACCGCGAUUUGCAGGCCCCCGAGGCGAUCGUGGAGGCGGAGGACGUGGUUGGAGAGGAGGUGCUUCAUUUGGAGGGCCAGAACCAAAUGGUUUCAACGGGUUUGAUCGCAGAGGAGGAAGAGGCCAAUGGAGUGGGGGCGGUGGUGGUGGCCCUAUAAGAAAUAUUGGUUGGCGAGGAAAUCGAGGAGGUCGCGGUGGUUAUGGUGGAGGUGGAUACAGACCUUACCCGCCAAGAGGACAGCGUUGUGCUCAGCUAGUUACAGACUUACAAGGAGACAUGUGUGCAGCAGAAAAGGAGAAACCGACGGCUCCGAAAGGCACAAAGGUGGUUUUACGUCGACUUCCUCGUGAUAUGACGGAAGCUGAGUUGAUGUCCAAAUUGGGACAGAUACCACCUUCAAUCUACACCUAUUUUGUACCAGCUGAUAAGGAAAUGGAGCCAUUUGCAUAUUCUCGAUGCUAUUUUACAUUUGUCAAGAACUCUGAAGUCUUAGAAUUCAGUCGCAAAUGGAAUGGCUUCCGAUUUGUGGACUCUAAUGGUAACCAUUCAAUAGCAAUGGUGGAACUGACUGCUAAUGACCGCAUACCA
Strongylus vulgaris is the source of this 903-nucleotide messenger RNA. Lineage: Eukaryota; Metazoa; Nematoda; Chromadorea; Rhabditida; Strongylidae. The record is from the annotation of a GenBank genome assembly.